GGACGCCUCGAGGGGUAAGCGGCUUUCAACCGUCCUUUGGUUUUUGAAGAGUAACGGCAGGGAGGGCGCGCGCCGCUUCAGCAAGCGAGGAUCUGCUUCAAGGGAGGCCAAGUUUCAGCAACUCUUCGACAACCCCCCACUCCUCAAGACAACAUGGCACGGGCAAAGACCAAGGAGGCCGAAGGAGACUGGAAGAAAUUCCUCUGGGAUUCUGAGAAAAAACAGUUUCUAGGCAGAACCGGUAGCAGUUGGUUCAAGAUAUUCUUGUUCUACUUGAUCUUUUAUGGGUGCCUUGCUGGGAUCUUCAUCGGAACAAUUCAAGUGUUGCUGCUCACUCUUAGUGAUUUCGAACCGAAAUAUCAGGACAGAGUUGCACCUCCAGGAUUAUCACAUACACCAUAUUCAGCAAAAACCGAAAUCUCCUUUAGUGUGUCAAACCCAAAGUCCUACGAAAGCUUUGUGACCAGUUUAAGGAAUUUCUUGGAGGCUUACAAUGACUCCAGUCAGCAAGACAACUCCAUUUUUAAGUCCUGUGGCGCAUCUCCAGCAGACUAUGUUGUUAGAGGCCCAUUAGAUGCAUCAGAUGGACAGAAGAAAGUAUGCCCAUUUUACCGCAAAUGGCUUAAGAAUUGUUCUGGACUGGAUGAUCCUAAUUAUGGCUAUGCAGAAGGCAAACCCUGCAUUAUAGCAAAGCUCAACAGAAUUAUUAACUUCUAUCCCAAGCCUCCAAAGAAUAACACUGAUCUUCCUGAAGAGGUGCAGGCAAAUUAUAAUCCAUUUGUUCUUCCAAUUCAUUGUACAGCAAAGAAAGAAGAAGAGAGAGAGAAAAUUGGAUCUGUGGAAUACUUUGGUAUGGCAGGAUACGCUGGCUUUCCUUUGCAGUACUACCCAUACUAUGGCAAGCGUCUGCAGCCAAAAUACCUCCAGCCCUUAGUUGCUAUUCAGUUCCACAACAUCUCGCACAAUAUGGAACUGCGCAUUGAGUGUAAAGUGUUCGGUGAAAAUAUUAAAUAUAGUGACAAGGACCGCUUUCGGGGACGUUUUGAAGUAAAAAUUGAGGUCAAGAGCUGAUAACUGCAAAAUAGAACUUGCCCCUUUAUUUCAAAUUUAGUCUUGAACAAACUGUCAUACAUAUGGGACCUACACUUAAUCUAUAUGCUUUACACUAGCUUUCUGCAUUUACUUAGGUAUGUAACAUAAAAGCAAUAGUAGUACAUAUUUAUUCUACUGUAAAUGAUACUACUUGAGCCAUGGGUAUGCCCAUUACUGUAAAUUAUAAUUCCACUAACUUGUAGCAGUCAUUGUUUCUGUCCCUUUAGAUAUUGCUGCCUUGUGCCUUGUGUGAGUUUGAGUGUACAGUACUGUAGUGCAUUCACUGGUCCUUCAAACCAUGUUGCAGUUUUAAAGCAAGCUUUGCUUUCCAAGUUGUAAAUACUCUGAAAAUUGCCAUGGUACUUGAUUUUACUUGUUAUGCCCAUGUGUAUGAACAUACCGCACUCUGAAUUGUGUAGGGGGAGGGAGGAGAAAUUGCAUUUUCUUUUGGCAAUGUUAAGCAUAGGGUGAUGGGUUUUAUUACACUUCCUUCUAAGUCUGUUUAAUCUUCAAUCUGUGUUGAGAUCUGGGUCUGGUUGUCAAGCUAUUGUGAUUAAAGUUGUUUGCUGGAGCCAUCACAUGGUGGUGUCUAUGAAUGUUUUAACCAUUUUCAUGGAAGAUUUUAUAUUUAUGCAGUUGUAAAAUUUUUCUGCAAAGUGUAAUGUAUAAAAGAUACCAAAGUCACUGGUAAAAUCAUAAUCUUUAUUUUAAACCAAUGCAGUAAGAUGGUGUUCAUGUUGUAAAAUGCAAAUGCAAUGUAACAUCUGUAAACUUGUUGGGAGAACAGUACUCCUCAUGAUUCAAAGCAACAAAAUAAAACUCAUGAACCUA
Messenger RNA from Rhincodon typus (whale shark), 1923 nucleotides. Its product is annotated as sodium/potassium-transporting ATPase subunit beta-1. Gene Ontology annotation, molecular function: ATPase activator activity. The record is from RefSeq and is a predicted model, not a curated record. The transcript is spliced from 6 exons. The coding region runs from base 154 to 1071 and encodes 305 amino acids. Gene Ontology annotation, biological process: sodium ion export across plasma membrane; potassium ion import across plasma membrane; intracellular potassium ion homeostasis. Gene Ontology annotation, cellular component: sodium:potassium-exchanging ATPase complex. NCBI's taxonomy places the organism in Eukaryota, Metazoa, Chordata, Chondrichthyes, Orectolobiformes, Rhincodontidae.